CAGUGAGAGAGAAGGGGGCAAAACGAGAGAGAGGGAGAUGUAUAUGUUUUUGUGAAGGCUGGAUUCUAACAGAGAGGUACUAUCGGGAUUGUUAGAAGGUCUCCACAGUUCAACAUGACUAAAAGGAAUUCAAAACUCAGAUGGUUACUUCUCAUCCACCUCUUACUGUCUGAUGUAGUAGGUGGCAGAGCUCCACUCCCUCAAAGCAACCCGAGGCCUUCAGUCACUUCAAUGCCACAAACAGAGCAAGUAGAAUCACAAGUUGUUGAAGAUGAUCUUGCUGCCGCCCAUCAGUUGGUCUCAAACCUCUCAGCCUCUCUACAAGGUCAGCUGGAUCUCCAAAGCAAUGUAAGCUGUGCAGAGCUCUCUAAUGGAGGCUGGAGUGGAAAGGUUUUCUCUCAGGAGCUAUUAGGGUUGGCAAUGGUGCCAGUGCUGGUGUCAGCAGGAUGUUUGUUUGAAGCCCAAGCACUGGUAAUGCAACUCUAUGCGGUGUUGGGGCAAAAUGAUACACAUGAAUUUUUACAGGACAUUCUGGAGCUGAUCAAGAGAGGUAAAGAGAGAGAUUCAGCACACAUGGUCCAUCACAGUGUAUUCCAAACCCCUUCACCUCCUUCUAUGCUGAACUCUGAGUCUCAACGCCACCUACAGGCUGUAAUAUUUAACAUUCAUCAGCUAGCUGAGGUGGGUGAGAAAGAUGAUAAGGGUAAAGUUGGGCCUAGUGGGAAUUGCAAUGGAUGGGUGAGAGUGAAAGGCACUCGGUUUCUCGGGCAGGCCGCAGAACAGAGCAAGCCAUUGUGUCUUGAAGAAGCACAGCAGGUUUGUGGAAGCUUGGGAUUCCAAUGUGCAGGUGUGACCCAGGAUGGCGAUUCUGGAUAUUUCCGUGUUAUCUUGAGGCCUGGAAGCCGUGUAGUGCCUUCAUCUAACUUUGAGAGCUGGAUUCAGAAUUGCAAGGUGGGGUCUGUCCGUUGGCGCAGAAACAGGAUCCCUCAACAUCACUGUGUAAAUGAAAAAGAGGAGCGAGUGUAUACAGUAGUGGAGUGGAUUCCAGCAGUCUCCACGCUGUAUAAUCUGGGAACAGCUGUUUACUAUGCUUCGGUUAGCUGCUAUGACACUGCAAAAGAGAGAGCCAUCUUCAGCACUGUGGAUCUGGGCACAGACGCCCUCAUGGCUGUAACAGGGGGAACCGCGGGGGUUGCCGGUUAUGCGUUGGGGGCUGGUUUAAAAACGGGUGUGAAGGCAGGGAUUAAAUAUCUGCUGAACAGCAUGAAAGAGGAAGAUGACCUGGUAAUGAACCAGAACAGCUGGGAGGAUGGAACUCUCGCUGUCCAGUAAAAGACCAAGGAGAAACCGAUGACGAGAUUCAAGAACAACAGCUGCAUUGCUCCAUGGCCUCAAGGAUUUUUCCACC
Sinocyclocheilus anshuiensis is the source of this 1408-nucleotide messenger RNA. RefSeq names its product apolipoprotein F (gene apof). The transcript is spliced from 2 exons. NCBI's taxonomy places the organism in Eukaryota, Metazoa, Chordata, Actinopteri, Cypriniformes, Cyprinidae. The record is from RefSeq and is a predicted model, not a curated record. Gene Ontology annotation, biological process: cholesterol metabolic process. The coding region runs from base 115 to 1332 and encodes 405 amino acids.